AUGUCUUCCUUAUGUGGGAUCAAUGACGCCUCAGACUUAUGCUCAGCCACAGAGAUGCAGGAUGCAGAACACCCACGGGUCCUGAUCCCUGAGCUGUGCAGACUCUUCUACCAACUGGGAUGGGUCACUGGCACUGGGGGAGGCAUCAGUCUCAGGAAAGGUGAUCACAUCUACAUCGCUCCGUCAGGCGUUCAGAAAGAGAGAAUACAGCCUGAGGACAUGUUUGUGUGUGAUGUGGAGGAGCGAGACGUCAGCUGUCCUCCCACCUGGAAGAAGCUGACCAAGAGCCAGUGCACGCCGCUCUUCAUGAACGCCUACAUCAUGAGAGGUGCCCAGGCGGUGAUCCACACUCACUCCAAAGCUGCGGUCCUGGCCACGCUGCUGUACCCUGGCAGAGAGUUCCGCAUCACACACCAGGAGAUGAUCAAAGGCAUCCGCAGGGGCAGCUCCACAACCAGCUACAGAUAUGACGACAUGCUGGUGGUGCCCAUCAUAGAGAACACUCCAGAGGAAAAGGACCUGAAGGAGCGCAUGGCCCGUGCUAUGGAAGAGUACCCCGACACCUGUGCAGUCCUGGUGCGGAGACAUGGGGUGUACGUGUGGGGGGAGUCCUGGCAGAAGGCCAAGACCAUGUGCGAAUGCUACGACUACCUGUUCAACGUGGCCGUGCAGAUGAAGCAGUGCGGCUUGGAUCCCGCCGCUCUGCCCACAGAAGAGAAGGGCAUCGUCUGA
Molecule: messenger RNA, 732 nt
Organism: Knipowitschia caucasica
Lineage: Eukaryota; Metazoa; Chordata; Actinopteri; Gobiiformes; Gobiidae
Source: the annotation of a GenBank genome assembly